This is a messenger RNA of Naegleria lovaniensis, 1938 nucleotides long. RefSeq lists its product as uncharacterized. The transcript has 2 exons. Bases 1 to 1938 code for a protein of 645 amino acids. Gene Ontology annotation, molecular function: transmembrane transporter activity. Gene Ontology annotation, cellular component: membrane. Lineage: Eukaryota; Heterolobosea; Eutetramitea; Acrasida; Naegleriidae. Gene Ontology annotation, biological process: transmembrane transport. The record is from RefSeq and is a predicted model, not a curated record.
AUGAACGAAUGGUCUGCGUCCUCUUCGGAACAUGAUGAAACGCAACCACACAUUCCCGAAAAUGUUUCCAACAACCUUGGUGCCAUGACGAAAACUUUGGAAUUAUCUAAACCUUCAACAUCUCAUUCAUUGGAUUUAAAGGUUCAAAACAACUCGAAUAAUUUUUUAACCAAUAACCCUCCGAAUGAUUUGGACGAAGAUGAGAGUGGUCGAGUCAUGGAGAGAACAAAAUAUUCAAAACUCUUUUCGUGGAUGUAUUUCUAUUUUGGAAAAUUUAGAAGGUCACCUUCGGAAAUGAGAGCUUGGUUUUUGAGAGCAGCCAAGCUAAUUGCUGUAUUUUUGUUUUCUCAAAUAAUUUCGGCCUUAUUGACAAGUACAGGAAUUUUUAGUACAUUUUUGACUGAUCGAGUUCAUGUCAAUUUACCUACUUUACAAAAUGCUCUUUCUUAUUUAACAUUAUUAAUUUUUUACAUGCCACUCCUAUUGGUGCACAAAGUUUGUUAUCCAACUGUGACAAUUACGACAAGGAAAUUUCGAAAAAUGAGACGAAAAACUCUAACAACUAGUUGUGAACAUUCUAAGGAAAGGAUGACAAUGGGUGGCCACGUAACACUUCAUGAAUCAUCUCAUCAUGAUAACAUUUUGAAUGGAAAUGACUCUUCGUCGUAUGAAAUGUCACAAAAGAGACUGACCGAACAAAGUCGAUUGCUCUCUCCAGUGUCAUCUUUUGCACAAUUGGAUUCCAUAAAUUCCUCUAGUGGUCAAAAUGAAGAGGUGCCGUCUUCAAGUACCCACCUCAAUACCGAACAUUCACAAUUACAUCCAUCUUUCUCACACAAUAUUCAAUCAGAAUUGAAUUUAAACACUUCACAAGCAACAUUUACUUCUCAACAAGUCCAUCAUCAAAAGAAUUAUUCUCAAAAAGUUUCUCAACUUGUACAUGAUCCGACUCUCGAAGAAAAUCCAAUUUGUGACAAUGAUUAUCAACAUGACGAAGAAGAGCUCCAUCAUUGUCUUUUCAAAUACGUCAAACGAUGCUUCACUUUCACACGAUGGAACAUGAAACCAUGGAAAUACUUUUUCUUUGCGUUGGCAGAUGUUGAGGCCAAUUUUUUCGUGGUCAAAGCGUAUCAAUACACGACUAUCACUUCAGUCAUGCUGUUGGAUUGUUUCACCAUUCCUUGUGUCAUGAUAUUGAGCGCUCUAUUUUUGAAUCGAAGCUAUCGAUGGACUCACAUUGUUGGUGUAUUGAUUUGUUUGGGAGGAUUGGCAUUACUUGUGUUAAGUGAUUAUUUGAGUCAUAUUGAAAAACAGCAAGAUGAAAAUUCGAGUAAUGAUCGACCAUGGUAUCAUGUAUUAAUUGGUGAUGCCUUUUGUAUUAUUGGCUCUGCUUGUUAUGCGAUUAGUAACGUGGCACAGGAAUAUGCUGUGAAAACGGAGGAACAUUUUACUGAACUUGUGGAAAAAGAGGAGGAGGAACAUUCUGAGGAGACAAGCCCACCAUUAACUACAGCAACAACGAUUGCCACAGGUGCCUCCAUAACAUCGAAUAAUGAAGGCUCAUCACCAAAUGACGAUAUACAACAGCAACAGGAGGCAAAUAAUUUGACCAAAGUGUUUCAUGUUCAGGACGUUGUUGUGAACGAUUCUCAAAAGAAACCUUUGAAAAAAAUCAAACUCACUGAAAAUGAUUGUGUGAUUGAAUAUUUGGCCAUGAUGGGACUUUUCGGAACCUUUAUUGCAACCAUUCAGCUAUUAAUAUUCGAAUUGCAAGAUAUUAAGAAUACGGAUUGGAAUUCAAGAUCUGUGUUCUUUAUGGGCGGCUUUGCUGCUUCCAUGUUUUUGAUUUAUACACUUUCAUUUCGAGUAUUUUCCUAUUUGGACAAACUAUUAAUUUCCUUUACUAUAUUGCCUACUUUAUUAUUGCCAUUGGUUUAG